AAUGUGAAGUAAAUAAUAAAAUUGUGAUAAAUGACAUGUCAUGAUUUAGCUAGAGGUACAAUGAAGACAAACAGAAGAUAGAAGCAAUAAAAUGAAGACAGUACCAGUAUUAGGAGCAGUAGGGGUGGGGUUUAUUAGUAUUGGACUAUAUUAUGGUAUACUAACUACCUUGAUCUACAUCACCUUCAAUGUAUCAAUAGUAUUAUUAGGUCUAUAUCUCGGUGCUCAAUGGAGUUUAAUGUCUAGUAAACCCUAUAAACCACCACCUGUUGAAAAAGAGAUCAGUUUCUUCAGUGCUCUUAUAGAAAAAAUGAUAGAAAAAGAUCAAUUGAAACCUGAUGCAGUACGUAAAGUAGUUAUAUCUAGAAAUAUAGAUAAUAUUAUACAAGAAGUUUUAGACUUAUUUACACAAGAUUUUAUUCUGUCAUGGUACAAAGAUCUCAGUAUUAAACAACAACCUCUAGUUACCGCUUUACAUGGUGAGGUAUGGCAAAUGAUAGGAGAACUGAGUACAAGAUUAUCUAAGAUAGAUACAGUCACAGUUUUAACACAAGAUAUAGUGGACAUUUUAACAGAUCAUUUUAAAGAUAUUAGAUUAGCCAAUAAAAGACCUAAUAUGAAGUCUGGAGAAGAAACUCCGAAAUUUUUACUCCAUUCCUGGCUAACAGAUGAAGAAUCAGAAAUAGAUUUUUUACGUAAAGUAACAGAAACUCUAUUAGUUGUUCUUCUACCCCCUCAUUAUGUUAAAACUAAACAGAUUCGUCAUUUAUUGAGAGAAAUUAUUACUUCUACAGCAUUAAAACCAUUAGUAGAUAUUUUGUGUGAUCCGGACUAUAUUAAUCAGACAUUAUUAGAUUAUUUAAAAUAUCGUGAGAAAUUAUCAGAAGAUACCCGAAGAACCUAUACCUAUGCACCAACUUAUGAAGAUUUUGUGAAAAUGAUAGCAGCUGGUAGUGAUAUAGAACAUCUAAAACAAAUCAGAUACAAUAUAAUGUCAGAGAUAAUGCAAUCAACUACUAUCAAUAAUAUUAAAAGAGCUCAAGGUUUGAAAACAGAUAAAGUUAGUGCACCUAAGGGUCAAACAAAAGGUGAAUUACUAAAAGCUAGAAACUUAAAAAGAUAUAUAAAUCAGUUAACAGUUGCUAAGCAACAAUGUGAGAAACGUAUCCAGUCUCUGGGUGGACCAGAUUAUAAGUCGUACAGUGAUCCUAGAGAUGGUUAUAUAGACCAAAUCUUACCAGGACAAACUGUUCUAUCAUUUAAUGUAAUUAUUGAUAUACCUAAAGCUAGAGAAUGUUUUAUGAAAUAUUUAAAAAAGGAAGGAGCAGAAUCUUUGUUAGGAUUUUGGAAUGCAGUUGAAGAUUUAAGAAAUGCCAAUAAGCAACAACGCCAUCAAGUAGCUAGUGAACUAUAUCAUCAAUAUAUAGCUAGUAGUACAACUAUAGUUAAAUUAGAUAAAACUAUUGUUAAAAAUAUAGAAUUAUUUCUUAGAGGAGAUUCUGGACCAGAAGCAUUCUAUGAUGGUCAGGAAGUAGUGAGUGAUUUAUUAGAGAAGAAAUAUUACCCAUCAUUUAUAGUCAGUGAUACAUAUCAUCAAUAUAUAUCAUAUUUAGAGGAAAGAGAUAUUAAUGUUGAUGUUACUCCUAAAGAUGUAGAUGUAUUCGAUGAUGAAGAUUUAGAUGAUAGUUCUAGUAAUUUUAUAGAUCAACAAUCUAAUCAAGCUCAAAAACGACUACAACAAUUAGAUGAGAAAAUAGUCAACAAAUCCCAGGCAUUACAGGCUUUAAAAACACAGAAACUAGAUGAUAAGAUAAAGAAAGUAGAGAGUGACAUGGAAGCAGAGUUAGAUAAUCUUAGAUUCGAAAGAAGAACAAUAGAAUCACAUAUAGUACGUACACAACAAUGGAUUGAAUAUCAGGGACAGUGGAAAGCCAAUGUACAGAGUGCUGAGGUUGACACUGUUGGUGAUAAACCUGUGGCUUAUUUUGUGCUUGUGGUACAUUUAUCUGGUCAAGGUGGUGGUCAAGGAUUACAGGACAGUGUCCAGGGCUGGGUAGUGUCCAGAACAUUGGAAGAAUUUCAAGCUCUACAUUCAAAACUUAUUCUGAUUUGUCCAUGGUUAAAGAAGAAGGACAUGCCUAGUUUAAGUUUGAAUCCAUUUAAAUCUAUUGAUUCAGCAUUCUUAGAGAAAGCUAAAACAUCUUUAGAUGAAUAUUUACAGGCCGUAAUGAGAGAUGACAGAAUGACUCAGAGUGAGAUUUUAUAUGUGUUUUUAACACCCACUCCAGAAUAUCUACAACAACCUGUUGCUCAGAAGAAAACCACAUUUUCUGGUUUCGUUAACAUGGUAAAAAGCUUACCUAAACGUUCUGAAUCUAAAAAUAGUAGUGGUGAUGAUGAUUUUUUAUUCCUUGGUGAAGACAGUAACAAAGAAGAUAUAAGUCGUGAUUCUAUAGCCAAACCACUUUAUAGAUUUAUGAAUGAAGUGUUUGAAUUAAGAGGAAUGUUUAAAUGGUUACGUAAAAGUUUUAUAACUUUUGUAGAAGUUACAUUUGGUCGCUCCAUUAACAGACAACUACAUGAGACAGUAGAUUGGGUAUUCUCAGAGUCCAUGAUUAUCUAUUAUAUAAGAUUGUUUAAAGAGUCCAUGUGGCCUGAUGGUAAGUGGGCUGAUCUGUCAAAUCCCAGAACAGAUGAAGAAAAACUAGCCACUAGAAAUGAUGCCAAAGAAAAAUUUAUUUCCAACAUACCAGAUGCAUUAAAGAACCUGGUAGGCGAAGAUAAUGCUAAACAUGGUACUAUUAAGAUGUUUGAAGUCAUGCAAGAUAUCAGACUCAAUAAACAUAUCUUUUAUUGUUUAUUACAAGUAUUUCUAAAUGAAUUAAUACCAGAGUUAGAAAGUGUGAAGGAUGAAAAUGAAGGGGAUGAAACGUGA
Molecule: messenger RNA, 2935 nt
Organism: Lottia gigantea (owl limpet)
Lineage: Eukaryota; Metazoa; Mollusca; Gastropoda; Lottiidae
Exons: 22
Coding region: 92-2935 (947 amino acids)
Cellular component (GO): intracellular membrane-bounded organelle
Molecular function (GO): phosphatidylinositol binding
Source: RefSeq, a predicted model, not a curated record